AUGGAUUGCUUUUUCUCAGCGACAACAUUACAAACAAAUUUCAAAAAACCAUUAAUUGAACAAUAUAAUAAUAAAUCCUAUAAAUAUAUUCAAUUAAAUAAUAAUGGGUUAAAAGUAUUAUUAAUAUCUGAUCCUGGUAUAAAUAAUCAUUUCACAUGUUCAAUGACCAUUGAAGAUUUUGGUAGUUUUAAUGAUCCAAUGAAUUAUUUAGGUUUAACUCAUCUUUUAGAACAUUUAAUAAUUUUCAAUCAUUAUCAAUUUAUUAAUCAAUUGAAAAAAAUGGGUGGAGAUAUUAAUGGGUAUACUAUGGGUGAUUUUAUGAAUAUAUAUUUUGAUGUAAUGAUAAACAAAAAAGAAGAAGAAGAAAACAAAGAGGAUAAUGAAGAUGAAUAUUAUCAUCAAUUGAAUUCAAUAUUGAUAAAAUUUAGUCAAUUGUUUAAUCCAAGUACAAAAAAUAAUAAUGGUGGUAUAAUCAUGGGUAAGGGUAAGGGUAUGGGUUUAGGCAAUAUGGUUAAUGAUAAAAAAUUGAUUAUUGGUGAGAUUAAUUCAAUUAAUGAAGAACAUCAAUUGAAUAUAACUGAUGAUGAUAAAAUAUUAUAUCAUGGAUUAAGAUUAUUGAGUAAUGUUAAUCAUCCAUUCAAUAAAUUUGCCACAGGUAAUAAAUCAACUCUUUCAAUAGAAAAUAACAACAACAGCAAUAGCAAUAGCAAUUACAAUACUAAAAAACUAUCAUUCAAUCAAUUUAUAAAUAAAUUGAAAUUGAAAAAUUUAUUAAAUAAUCAUUUACAAUAUUUUUUACAACCUUCAAAUAUGAUAUUAAUUGUGAAAAGUAAAUUAUCAUUAAUAAAAUUACAAAAUUUGGUGAUUAAUAGUUUUCUGAAACUUAAAAAUAAUCAAAAACUAGCAUUAUUAAGAAAUAUGUCACUCAUAGAUUCACCACCACCACCACAACAACAACAACUUUUCACGAAAUAUAAUCAAAUAUUACAUAUCUAUCGAAAUGGAAAUGGUUCAAAUUCAUCGAUUUCUUCAUUAUUAACAAAUCAUCAACAAAGAUUACAAACUAUAAAGAUUCGAUUAAUCCUUCCAUUAACAUUAAGGAACAACAAUUAUGCAAAUUCUUUAUUAUAUGAGAAUAUUUGGUGUAAUUUAAUUGGUGAUGAAUCAAUUAAUUCCUUAAGUUAUUAUUUAAAGCAUCAACACCAAAACCAACAAAUCAAUUUAAUCAAUUCAAUAUUUGUAUUUGGACAAUAUAUUUGUAAAUUAAAUAAAUUAUUAUUAAUUGAUAUAACUACAACCAAUAAUCAAUGUCAAAAAUUCAUAACAUCUUACUAUAAUAAUAAUAAUAAUAAUAAUAAUAAAACCAAUGAAGGAAAAUUAAAUAUUGUUAUAAAUCAUUUAAUUGAUAGUAUUUGGAAAUUUAUUAAUCAAUUAAUAGAUAAUAAGAAUAGAUCAAUGUUGAUCAAUUGUUUAAAUCAAUAUUAUAAGAUUUUUAAAUUUAAUUUAAUUUUUCAACAAGGAGGAAAUGAAGGAUCAUUAAUUUCAAAUUGUAAGGCACAAUCUAUUGAUGAAAUAUUAAAUUUAUCAGAAUUAUUGAUUUAUAAAGAUAUUCCAAUUGAAGAUUUACCAUUAGGAAAUAAAUAUCCACUUCAAAAUAAUGAUGAUAAUAAUGAUGAAAGUAUUAAUGUUGAUGAAUUUAUUUAUCAAACUACAAAAAUUUUUGAUAUUAAUAAACUUAAUGUUAUACUUAUGACUAUUGAUUCCUCUAAUACUGGUAAAAAUGGGAAUCUCAUUAAUACCAAUUAUGAUUCAUUUAAUAAUAAUGACAGCGACAGUGGCGGUGGCGGUGGCGGUGGUGACAGGAUACCUAUUAAGACUGAUCCAUAUUAUUUGUUUGAUUAUAGAAUAGAUGUGUUUGAUAUUAGUAGAGACAUUUAUAAUUCAAUGUUGAUAUCCAAAUAUCCCUAUUUUGAAAUAUUGCAAUCAACUAAAACCACCACCACCACCACCAGUAAUGACGAUGAUGAUUUAUUUAUCCCAUUUACUAAUUCACAAUUAGAUAAUAUUGUAAUCAAUAAUAAAUCAAUUUAUAAACAACUGAUCCUGACCUUGCUAUCGCUACCAAGUGUGCCACCCUUAAUUAAAUCACCACAAUUAAUUUUAAGUAAUUCAAAUCAUAAAUUAUGGUAUAUUAACAAACCUAGUAAUGGAAUUGGAUCUAUGUUACCCCUGCUGUCAAUUAUCACCAAAUUUAAUGCAAUUUUAGAUAUAACAACCAUUUCUUUUCAAAUAAUUAUUGAUGAUACUAUCAAUUAUAAUCAAGAUGCUGAUACUGAUGCUGACGAUGAUGAUAAUUUCAUUGAUAUUAAAAUUAAGAAUUUUAUAAUUAUUGAAUUAAUUGGAGAAUAUUUAGGUAAAUUUUUAUAUUAUGAAUUUUAUAAAAUUUCUCAAUAUUAUUUAUAUUCAUGGUCAAUUCAAUAUAAUCAUUUAAUAAAUUCAUCAAUAACAAUUAUUUUACUGGGACCAAAUUCAAAUAUUCAUAAUGUAUUAUUAAAAUUUAUUCAAUAUAUUUAUCAAUUAUUAUUUAAUGCCACCACAACAACAACAAAAAGUAAUGAUUAUGGUAAUAGAAGAAUUAUUGAUUAUAAAUUAUUGGUUGAGUUGAAAAAUAAAAUACGAUUCAAAUAUAAAAAUUAUAAUAAUGAAAAUGAAAAUGAAGAUGAAGAUAGAAUAAAUGAUGGGGAUGAUUGUUUGAAGAAAAUUAUUGAUAGUAGUAUAAUGAUAUUAGAAAAUGAUAUUUGGACAAUUGAACAAAGAAUAGAUGCAUUAAAUUUAAUUGAAAUUAAUGAUAUUAUUUGUUUAAUGAAAGUUAUUGUUAUUGGUAAAGAUUAUAUUUUUACAAAUGUUUUAAUAUCUACUUCAAUGGAUAAUUCUAAUGUGAAAAAAUUAAAUCAAAUAAUUAUGAAUCAAUGGGAUAAAGAUAAAUCCACAAAAAUAACUAAUAUUUUAAAUCCACAAUUGAAAUCAUUAAGUAGAAUUUUGAUGCCUGGUGGAAAUGAAUUAUUUAAAUAUAAACAAAAUACUAGUAAUAUCAACAAAAAUGUUGUGGUUUAUAAUUAUAUUCAAAUUUUCCAUCAACGGAGACCUCCUCCUCCUCCUCCUGCUGCUCCACCUACAUCGUUGUUAACUGAUACUAGAUUAGAUCAAUUUUAUUAUAAAUUCAUUUUAUUUAAAUUCAUAAAUUAUUUCAUUCAACAAAAAUUCAAUUAUCAAUUUCGAAUAAUUAAUCAAAUUGGAUAUAUGAUUUAUUCAGGGAUAAGAAUCAAUAAACAAACAAUGGGAUUAUAUUUUUAUAUCUCAACAACAACAACCAAAAAUGGUUCUAAUGACAUCAUUUAUCAAAAAAUUUUGGAUCAAUUGAAUCAAUUUUUAUAUCAAUUAGAAUUAGAAUUAGAAUUAGAAUUGGAAUUGGAAUUGGGAUUGACAUCUAAUAAUAAAACCCAAUCAGGAAAAUUAUUAGAAUAUAUUGAAUCAUUCAUUAAUUUAAUCAAUAAAAGAACCCAUAAUAAUAACCCCUACAAUCAUGAAGAUAUUACCACCAACAUUUACAAUAGUAGUAUUGACGAUGAUGAGACUAUCGGUGGUGGUGGUGGUGGUUAUGGUGGUGGGUUACCAAUUAAUUUAUUACUUGAAUCAUCAACUAAUCAUAAAAGUGAUAAUUUUAAUAUUUCUUCUACUAUUUCUUUAUUAAAACAUCAAAUAUAUUGGGAAUCAAUAAUUACUGGGAAUUAUCAACAACAACAACAACAACAACAACAACAACAACAACAACAAAAGAAAGAAGUAACAAGGAAACUUAAUAUCAUUAAUUUAUAUGAAAUUUUAACUCCAAAAAAUAUUAUCAAAUUUUAUAAAUCAAAAAUAUCAAUAAAUUCACAAUCAAAAUCAUCAAUUUCAAUAGUUUUACAUUGA
This is a messenger RNA of Candida dubliniensis CD36, 3972 nucleotides long. RefSeq names its product Axl1p (gene AXL1). The transcript has a single exon. The record is from RefSeq and is a predicted model, not a curated record. NCBI's taxonomy places the organism in Eukaryota, Fungi, Ascomycota, Pichiomycetes, Serinales, Debaryomycetaceae. Gene Ontology annotation, molecular function: metal ion binding. Bases 1 to 3972 code for a protein of 1323 amino acids.